This is a messenger RNA of Cylicocyclus nassatus, 1923 nucleotides long. Lineage: Eukaryota; Metazoa; Nematoda; Chromadorea; Rhabditida; Strongylidae. The record is from the annotation of a GenBank genome assembly.
AGCCACCUCUGCAACGAUGCCGGAUUACGACGGCCCAACCACUAGUUUCAACAUAGAAAGCCAGCCAUGGUACUGCGGUCUGGUCACCCGCAUAAAUUCCGAGAAGAUGCUCACCGAUAAUGGCGAUUUUUUGGUUCGUGACUCAAUCUCCAUGCCAGGGGAGUAUGUACUAACAGCCAUGUGGAACGGACGUCCUCUUCAUUUUCAAAUCAACACAGUCUGCGAAAAUGGAAAGAAACACUUCCAUCUAGAAGAAGAAUCGUUUGCCUCUGUAGCUGCCCUGAUCAACUUUUAUCGAAGUCAUCGCCGCCCAGUGACAGCAGCAUCCGGAUGCAUCAUCUCCACACCUGUAGACCGCACUCGUGAAGCGGCUACCUGUGAUGGAUCAGAACUUGAAGCUAGCUACAUGCAUGUGCUUGCGCCACAUGCGGGUCACGUCACGCCACGAUCGCUUUCACGGCGUGUCUUACUAAAUCAGACGGCACUUCGACAGCAGCGUCCACGGUCCACUAUCGGCCAUGAUCAUACGAGCACAGCGCCGGACACCAUUUUGGUACCACCAGUGCCGGCAGCUUUAAGGAAUCGUCCACUUCCACUGCCUAUACGGUCUCCACGAAAUACUCAAGAAGUCGAAGAAGAUUAUUCGGAAAUGGACUAUGAUGCGAUGGAUGGAAUUUUGGAUGCGUCAUCAACAUUCGACGAAAAGGUCCGCAGCUCAAGCACAGCUUCACUACCUGGAAUGUGCAGACAGUUUCAGUCCUGCCACAACCUCAGUUAUAGGUCGCAGUCCCCUUCAAUGAAGAUUCCCUCGCCCAUCCCUACUCGACCACCCUUACCUCCUCGGCCUAAUCUCAAUGUCGCGGCCGUUGAAAAAACCACUGCCCCUUGCCAGCUUACGGAAACAAAUAACGAUGAUUAUGACGAGCCGCGCACAAAGCAAGAAGAUUAUCAAUACGACGAGUUGUUAUCCUCGAAAUUUCGAAAUCGAGACUCUGAUCAAAAUCGUUUGAGCGCAUCAAGUGAUGACAGCAUUGAGAGUAAUGCCAGAGAUUCUCGAGACUCAGGGAUUUACGGCUCCCCUUCUCCUCCAGAAAAACAUCAUUCCUUUCUGUCACAAGUGCAGAUGAUGCGACUUAAACAAUUUCUGCUUACUAAAAGUGCGGAUGAGAUAGCGCUAGCAACGUCGCACGAGCAUGCUAGAUUACUGCUACUUUUGAGGCCACCUGAGGGUGACGACAAGAGGGCGGACAAUGGGUUACGACAGGUACUACUUCCAAGCGGUGCAGUACUGAGACAGGAACUACUGAAAAGACUGUGCAUGCUCCACUAUGCCUGCUUGCUUUCCAUAAUUUCUGGAGCGCGUAGAGAUGCUUCGUUAAUUUUGAGAAAAUGGAUUUUCGCAGGUGUCUCGAUGGCUCGACACGGAGACGCCUUCGCAUGUGCAUGCAUAGCUGAUACCCUCAGUGAACCAUUCCUCUGUGAGCUAUCUUGGCUGUGGGCAGCGCUUGAUCCUCCGACAAGGGAUGAAUAUGAGGUUCUACAGAACCUCGGAAAAUCACUAAAGGGAGGUGAAAACCUUGAGAGGUACAACCAUGCGACAGUAAUUCCUUUCCUGCAACCUGUGUUGGAGAUUCUCACAGGCAAGGAGUCAAGAUACCUAAAUCGGACAAACUACGCAUAUGAAAUUGAUUCUUUAUGGAAAUGGCUUGACACUGCCCGCGACUGGUCGAUGCGAGCAGACGAGCUGAGCAAAGCAGCGACCGUCAAAUACUACCGAACUGACGGAACCAUGAUGACGUCGACGUUUCUCAGCCAACUAGUUGUGGGGGGAAGUAAACCUGAAGACUGGCAGGAAGUGCUAGAUGGUGUUAUUCGAUGUUUCAAAGAUCAGCCAUAACAGCUCUAUUUUUGUAGAGUUUGUUG